This is a messenger RNA of Aspergillus luchuensis, 960 nucleotides long. RefSeq lists its product as uncharacterized. The transcript has a single exon. The coding region runs from base 1 to 960 and encodes 319 amino acids. The record is from RefSeq and is a predicted model, not a curated record. Lineage: Eukaryota; Fungi; Ascomycota; Eurotiomycetes; Eurotiales; Aspergillaceae.
AUGGGCUCAACUUCUGUCUCUUGGGAAGUUACCUCGCUCGAAGUUCAGGUCACCACCCCCAACGCUACGAGUGAUGCUCUUUUCGCCAAUGGCAACAUGCAGGUUCCUGUGAUUGUUGUGAUCAAAGCGAUUGAUCCAGACACAAACACGGUAUAUGAACUGAGUGACCUGGAACUGGAGACAAUCAAACUCAUCGAUUAUGAUGAUCCUCCCACAGAACUCCCGGAGUCGUGGAGCUAUUCAUCGACAGAAAACGAAUUCGAGCACACGUUGCCGGCCUCCACGAAAGGCCCCAGAUCUGAGCCAGCGCCUUUUGAUGUGGGUAUUCAGAAGAAGCGCUACUGGGUUACGACUACAGAAUUGGAGAACAAAAGAAUCGCUGCUAGCAUCAAACAACCCAAUGGAACUGUUGUUCAUACCGGGGGUGGAACCUUUGAUUCCAAGGUCACUCUCACCGGUACGCAACCAAAGAAAUACGAACGGAAGGAUCUACAUAUCCUGCGAGAGGAUACCGCAGACGGCGGUUUUUCAGGCCUCAGCGGGACUUGGGAUCAGGACAACUAUUACCUUUUCAGCAAGAUCGAGGGCUGUGAGCUCCGCAAAGCCGAUUUCUACGAUUAUAUGCUUGGCGAUCCCGACCCUGCCUUAGAAUAUGCGGUCGCUGGCUUCUGCAAAAGCAUUCCUUGCAGUAUUUUCUAUUACUGGCCGAUGGGCCCAGAGGAAAAACGAACAGCGGGGAGGAGUCCUUAUACGGCUGAAAUUACUAUCAACCAACGAAGCGACGCCCUAUGCUUCACCCGCAUGUGGCUUAAGCCCUCAGAUAAACCUUGGAACGAUGCCGGAUAUCGUUCGGGUAAGUUUACAGUCUAUGAUAAGUAUGGCAAUAGUGGCGUUUUCUAUACGGGUUACGAGGAUGAUAACAACAAACUCUAUGUCACGAACGAGCCAUAUAAAGGUUAA